This is a messenger RNA of Fimicolochytrium jonesii, 1869 nucleotides long. RefSeq lists its product as uncharacterized. Bases 1 to 1869 code for a protein of 622 amino acids. Lineage: Eukaryota; Fungi; Chytridiomycota; Chytridiomycetes; Spizellomycetales; Powellomycetaceae. The record is from RefSeq and is a predicted model, not a curated record. The transcript is spliced from 2 exons. Gene Ontology annotation, biological process: threonyl-tRNA aminoacylation. Gene Ontology annotation, cellular component: mitochondrion; cytoplasm. Gene Ontology annotation, molecular function: ATP binding; threonine-tRNA ligase activity.
AUGGAAAAGAAGUUCGGCGACGAUGUGCUUUUGUGCGAUGGUCCAGCAUUGUCCACUGGCGGCUUCUUCUACGAUGCUCUGAUCAGAAAGGAGCUGUCCGCCGGGUUCAUAGCCGGCGAAUCAAUGGAGCAGAGGAUUCAGCGGUUGACGCGGGCAGAUGGGGCCAUCUACAAUGUGACACAGGACGAUAUGAAGGAUCUAGAAGGAGACAUGAAGGCAUUCGGGAAGAAGAAAUCCAGAUUCACAAGACUGGUUGUCCCGCGGACUGUUGCAGAACGGUUGUUUCAAACGAACCCUUUCAAGCUCUACUUCCUGUCUCGGAUACCAGAAGAAGCGCCCGUCACGUUAUACCGAUGCGGCGAUUUCAUCGACUUGUGUCGCGGACCACACGUGCCUCACACCGGAUACCUGAGAGCGAACAAGCUGUUACGAACAGCCGGUGCUCAGUGGGAAACGGGGCAUGCCGGGGCACACCAGCCGUUAUCGCGGGUGUAUGGAAUCGCAUUCCCGAACGCGGACGACUUGAAACAUUGGCAACAUGUGCAAGAAGAGGCUGCAAAACGAGAUCACCGGCUGAUUGGGAAGCAGCAGGGUCUCUUUAUCAUGAAUCCAAUGUCACCUGGGUCACCGUUCAUGCUUCCACACGGGACGCGAAUCAUGCAGCGCCUGAUGGACUUCCUGCGGGCUGAGUACAGACGUUAUGGAUAUCAGGAGGUGAUCACGCCUCUUCUCUUUAACAAGGAACUAUGGGUGACGUCUGGGCAUUGGGAGAACUACAAGGAGGACAUGUUCGUCGUUAAUGGCGGAAGUCAUGACGGACAUGGUGGGUGUUGUGGAAGUGACAAGGCGGACGAUGCCGAGUCGGAGACACAUGGGCUGAAACCAAUGAAUUGCCCGGGGCACUGCUUACUCUACGCCAGCUCCGCAAAAUCGUAUCGGGACCUACCCGUGCGUCUCGCCGAAUUCAGUCCUGUGCAUAGAAAUGAGGCAUCUGGCGCCUUGACCGGCUUAACACGGGUCCGUAAGUUCCAUCAAGAUGACGCUCACAUCUUCUGCCGUCCCGCUCAGAUCGGCUCCGAGAUAUCGGCCACGUUAUCAUUCAUUCAUCGCGUCUACUCCAUAUUCCAAUUUCCUUCAUACCACCUCACUCUCGCUACGCGACCGACGGAGAACUUCAUGGGUACCAAAGAGCAAUGGGACAGCGCGGAGGCCCAGCUCCGCACCGCACUGAGCAACACGGGUCGAGAGUGGACCGUUAAGGAAGGCGAUGGGGCAUUCUACGGCCCCAAGAUUGACAUUAUGGUCAAGGAUGCGCUCGGACGCGCACAUCAAACCGCGACGAUCCAGCUCGAUUUCCAGCUCCCGCAGAGGUUCCAGCUGAAAUACCAGGCGGAAGAUGGCGGCUUUGAGACGCCCGUAAUUGUUCACCGCGCGAUUUUGGGGUCUGUGGAGCGCAUGAUGGCGGUGCUGAUUGAGCACUAUGCGGGCAAAUGGCCGUUCUGGUUGAGCCCGAGGCAGGCCAUGGUUGUCCCAGUUGGGAUGGAUUUCGUCGAUUAUGCUAGGAAGGUUGCAGCGGAGCUCAGCGGGAAGGGCCUCCCACCACCCCCGGCAUCGGGCCAGGACAUAGAUGCGAACGGAAAGCAUCCUACUGCGUGCUGGCACGUUGACGUGGACGAAACGGAUCACCUCCUUUCGAAGCGAAUUCGAGAGGCGCAGACGGCACAAUACAAUUUCAUGCUGGUUGUCGGUGCCAAGGAAAGAGACCUUGGGAAGGUCACGGUUCGACAACGCGACGGGAAGGAUUUGGGGAUGAUGGAUUUGCAUCAAGUUAGGGAACUAUUCACCCGCUUGGAGGCGAAAUUUCUAUGA